Molecule: messenger RNA, 738 nt
Organism: Suhomyces tanzawaensis NRRL Y-17324
Lineage: Eukaryota; Fungi; Ascomycota; Pichiomycetes; Serinales; Debaryomycetaceae
Gene: CKB2
Product: casein kinase 2 regulatory subunit
Exons: 1
Coding region: 1-738 (245 amino acids)
Cellular component (GO): cytoplasm; protein kinase CK2 complex
Molecular function (GO): protein kinase regulator activity
Source: RefSeq, a predicted model, not a curated record
AUGGCUAACGAGGAAUACGUCACCGACUCGUCCUCCGACUUCACCGAGUACUGGAUUGACCUCUUCUUGGGCAUUAAGGGCAACGAGUACUUCUGCGAUAUCGACGACGAGUACAUCCGCGACCGCUUCAACCUCACCGGCUUGAACCAGGAGGUCUCCAAGUUGCCCACGAUCAUCGACAUCAUCACCGACUUGAUGGACAUCGAGCUGCAACCAGAGGAAAACAGAGACGCUCUCGAGCACAACGCCCGCAUUCUCUACGGGUUGAUCCACGCCAGAUACAUCUUGACGUCCCGUGGCUUGAACAAGAUGUUUGAAAAGUACAGAAACGGUGACUUCGGGUACUGCCCGCGGGUCCACUGUCAGUUGCAUCCGUUGUUGCCCAUCGGGUUGAACGACCAGCCCCGUUUGGCCUCUGUCAAGCUCUACUGCGCCAAGUGUGAGGACUUGUUCAACCCUAAGUCCGGUCGCCACGCCGUGGUGGACGGUGCCUACUUCGGAACUUCGUUCCCGGCCAUGUUCUUCCAGAACUUCCCCCAAGCCAUUCCCAUCCAUUCGAAAGACACCUACGUGCCCAAGGUGUUUGGGUUCAAACUACACGAAUACUCCAAGUUGAACCGGUGGAGAGAGCUUCAGAGAAAGAAGCUCGAAGCCCGGUUGGCCAAGAACGGGGUGGAAAUCACCAACGUGGUGGGUGGCUUCAAGGCAGAGGAGGACAAGCCUGUGAUCCAACAGUAG